AUGAUGAUGGAUGAUAAACAGUACGAGGCAUACCUCGAGGAGAUCAAGCCAUGCUACAAGGAUCCAUUCCGAUUUCUGGACAAGUUUAAUAAGGAAAAAGAUGAAAUAUAUUUUGACCUGCUCCUAAUGUAUAACUGGUAUUUGAAUCUGCUAAGAUCCCAGCGCCCGAUCAAAGCUCUCGAAUCCGAACGAGGCCUCCGCCUUAGCGAUGUGUUCUCUCAGACAUCAAUAGAGAUACACAGCGGGUACUUUCGUAUUUGGACGGAAUUGAAAGAGCAAGAGAUCGGUGUGCCUGAGUUUUUCAAUGACAGUCUGAAGUCUGGGUAA
Molecule: messenger RNA, 327 nt
Organism: Torulaspora globosa
Lineage: Eukaryota; Fungi; Ascomycota; Saccharomycetes; Saccharomycetales; Saccharomycetaceae
Exons: 1
Coding region: 1-327 (108 amino acids)
Source: RefSeq, a predicted model, not a curated record